AUGGACACAGAAAGUCCGUUACGACGUAGUCUACGUCGAAUUAAUCCGUUCCAGAAUAGGUUUUUUCGAUUACCGGCGACCCCACGACUGGCCAGGAAUCGCAAAGUUGGAAACGGCGAAGAUGUGACGACGGAGUGGAAUUUCGAGCGAACGGCGUCUCGACGAGUUGACGAGCGACUGAACGGCUUCACCUCGUCCGUCGCCACCACCACCACCUCGACGCCGGUGCUUCAACGUUCAACAAACGUGAGAGUCAUUCAAUUCUGA
Angiostrongylus costaricensis is the source of this 267-nucleotide messenger RNA. The record is from the annotation of a GenBank genome assembly. Lineage: Eukaryota; Metazoa; Nematoda; Chromadorea; Rhabditida; Metastrongylidae.